This is a messenger RNA of Notothenia coriiceps (black rockcod), 4084 nucleotides long. RefSeq names its product S100 calcium binding protein U (gene s100u). Lineage: Eukaryota; Metazoa; Chordata; Actinopteri; Perciformes; Nototheniidae. Gene Ontology annotation, cellular component: perinuclear region of cytoplasm. The record is from RefSeq and is a predicted model, not a curated record. Gene Ontology annotation, molecular function: calcium ion binding; calcium-dependent protein binding. The coding region runs from base 194 to 874 and encodes 226 amino acids. The transcript has 3 exons.
UUGACUUGUCAGGGGGAAAAGUUUUAAGGAAAAAAAAAAAAAACUAAAUCACGGAAGAGAUUCUGCUGUCCUACUAGUUUGGCAAGUUCCCUAGGCUCAAAGCAGCGUAGAAAGGCGGAGAAGAGGGCAGAAACUUACAUUUGCGCACAUUUAUACACUUCCCUUGUCCCGCAGACGUUAUACGAGAGGAAUCAUGGAGAAUGCUAUUAAGGACCUCGUGAAGGUCUUCCUGAAGUCAACCAAGGGAAAGGAGAGUCUAGGAAAGAAUCAGUUCCAGAACCUCGUCAAGAACCAGCUCUCCAACGUCCUUUCGGAUACAGAAAGCAAGGAGGCGGUCAACAACAUGGCCCAGGGAUUGGAUGCCAACCAAGACGGCAAGGUUGGUUUUGAGGAGUACAUGAAGCUGGUCGGCUACCUGGCUGUCUCGCUCAGUGAACAACGUGCAGCUGCCAAAGAGGAGCCUGCUCAAAAUAAUGCUUCCGAACAAGUGGCACAAAGUACCCCCGCCAAAGUGGAGGAGAAACCAGAGGCAAACGCAGAGGUAAAGGAGGAAGCCAAGCCAGAAGCGAAUGAAGAGGCAAAGGUAGAAGCAGUUGCUGACGCAAAGGUAGAAGAAAAUCUAGUUGGGAAUGCAGAAGCUAAGGUAGAAGUAAAGUCAGAGGAGGAGGCGCAUCCUGAGGCAGCGAAGGAGGAGGAGAAACCAGCCGCAGCAGUUGUGGCAGCAGCAUUAGAGGAGGCAACACCAACGGUGGAUGUGUUUGUGAAAGAAGAGGAGAUCAAGGUGGAAACAGAAAAGGUGGAGGAAGCCGUCGAGAAGCUGGCUGAAGCUGUGGAGGAAGAAGUGGAGAAGAAGAUUGAGGAGGCGACCUCAUAGGGGACAAUCCAUUCCUUCACAAAAAGAAAUCACACUACAUUCUUACAAUCAACACUACACUAAUCACAGCAUUAUUUCCAAAAUAUGCCACUAAAGAGUUAUUUUGUUCAAAUACAGACAACUUUGUAAUACAAAAUAUUGGUAAAAGUUCACAACCCUACCAACCUAGUUGAAGAAACCCCAUUCCUCAUUUAUGAUAAAUAUGUAGGCUACAUGACAUUGCUUUGUACUAUUUUUUACCACUAUGUCUAUAUGUACAGCAUGUGCAUCCCACUAAAGCACAUUUACCUCAUUAUGAUCAUAUACUAUGAUAGCAUGCAGAAGUACUCUAUCAUAUGCAUGCCAUAUCCCUGUGAAAAGUUUACUGCAAAAUAAGAUUGACCCUCAGCAGCAUACUGACACACAAAGUGCCACUGUAGUCAAGAUGUCAAGUUUAAAUACAGUCCUUUCCCCACUAAUAUCUUUAACUUGGACUUUUUCAAAACCUCUCUACACUGCUAACAAAGCCUUGGUCCUUGGUAAAACAAGCUACAGCCAUUAGCCGGUUAGCUAAUUUUAGCACAAAGACUGGAAACGCGGCAAGCACCUCCAAAGCUAACAAAAUGACAUGUUAUCUCUGAUCAGUUUAGAAUGUGACUCUUGUACGGUACAACAUUUUAUUAAGCGAGCUUCCGAAGUGCUGACUUUUUGUUACAAACGGAGCCAAGCUAGAUGACUCUUUCCAGCCAUAAUGCUAGGCUAAGCUGGAUGUAGCUUCAGCUUUACCAUACAGAUUAAAGUGAGGUGGUAUCAAUAUUCUCAGCUAACUCUCGGCAUGAACGCUAAUAAUUUCCCAUAACAUCAAAUAAUUAUUUUAAUUGUUGCAUGGAAAUCUGUCAAUAACACAAUUUUUACAUUCUCAUCUUUUAACUCGCAAUGCUAUGUAGCUGAUUUGGCAUGACAAUAAACUAAUUGUUUUGCUGAAGAUUUGCAUUAAUUCAACCCAUCUUUAUUGUGUACUCAACCCUCAUCUCUCUCUAUCUCAGUCUAGUCUACUUUAUGGGCUAUCUGUCGCUUCCUUUUGUUUUCUGUAACUCCCAUAAAAGUUCACCCCAAGUGGAUCCUACAGUAUAUUCCAAUAACCCCAAAUCAGCUAUGGAUUACGGAAUGUAAGAUCAAGUUUGGUCCUAAAUAAUUGAGUCUCAAGAAAGAAAUCCACACCAAAGGACCCUUACGGUCAAAUGGGAGCCCCAAAUGAGUCCCAUGGGAGUAGGUUGUUGACUAGAGCAACCUAAUCCACCUGGAUUCAAACUGGUAGACAAGAGCAAGAUAACAAACACCUACAAGUAAGGAAACCCAUAACAGGUGUCACUUUGUGUCAGUUUUUAUCUCAAGUACUUGUCAACACAAUUACUGCAUUUUUAUUUGUUAUGUCAAUGGUAUUUGAAUGGUAAUUGAUCCAUAAAUGUGCCGGUGCAUUAUCUGGAGGGACCCUGGUAGCACUCGAUUGGAGUUACAGAAACCUGGCUCUCUUUGAAUAUGCUAAUAGUUGUUUGCUGUUUUCUGCUUGUAUUAGCACAAGUUUAACAGGCAUGCCUGUUUGUCGGUCACACCCUCAAACAGAUUAAGGACCCUGUUUGACCUGCAACUGGAUCCUUGACUCACAGGCAUUGGGAAACCACUGGAUUAGGCAUUUGAAGUGUAGAACACCCUGGGACAGAAAUAAUGACAUGAAAGUAAUCCCGGGCUUCAGUGAUCCUGCCUAUCAGACGAGGUUGUGUCAGAGGGAUCAUUUUCCGAGGUGCUUUUUUAAAACCAAAUAAUAAUACUGAGCCAUCAAUAUAGAUCUAUGUGGUGUGCUCUUUUACAACAGCCUAUACAUAAGAUGUUGCAUGACAUUGUAUUGCAAUUAUUGUUUCCAAAUAUUUAAGUUCAACAUGGCCUCUUUAUAUUUAACUUUUUAACCUUACUCUUUCUUGUUUGGACCACUAUGGAGAUCACUUGAAAGCAUACUUCUUUGUAACCUUAUAUGCAAUUUGUUAAUUACAAUCUAACGAUUUGUAAAUUGUCUAAUCAUAAAUAAUGCAGCCAUGAGAAAAAGGCUUGUGUUGCAGGUCCACUAUGAUAUGUCUACCUGGCCUGCUGCGUAGUGCUCAAGGCACACACAUUUUGGGUACACUACCAAAUGUGCACCUUUUGCACUGUAACUGCACCUGGCACUUCAAACUGCUCAGCAGCUAAAUGGGCAAGACAAAUAAACCUGAGUCAUGUGGUCACCCUGCCUCACUGCGACACUCCCAUUGUAAAUACUCUCUCAUUCACACUCUGCUCAGCCUUUAUGCUCGUAAUAUGCUGUGUUUCCUGCAUGAUCUUUUACUAACAAACUUAAUGGAAAUGUUUUGGCUAUUGAGGCGUCAUUAUUCAUUGUUUUAUUACAAUCUAUAUUUGUUUAUAUCAAAACAUUUGUAAUCAUGGUACUUUCUGUGAAGAACAGAAACAUAUCACUCUCUUGCACCAUCUACGGCUAGAUUACAGCAUACUGGCAAGCUUCAAACCUUUUUUGCUAUUCCCCCAUAGGCCAAGCUUGUUUUUGCAUUUUUAUGUUGCAAUAGAUACUUAGGUUUAGUGUAAACAGGCCUAAUCAUCUGGAACUUAUUCUAUUGUAGCUAAUGCUUUCUUUUAACCAUUUGGGAACAGCAGAUUAGCGGAGUGCACUGUGAGUUUUCUUUCAAAGAUUCUGAACUGUCUGAACUGGAUGUUUUUUCUCCGUCCCAUAGUGUGAACCCCACCCAACUUUAACUCCAUGUAGAUUUAAAACAUGCUGAAACCAAACACAGCAGAUUUGCAGCAGGGAGUGUUUGCCGCCAGAUUAUUCAUUGACGCACAAUAGCUCUCAUUCAUUCUUUGACACAGUAGAUGGGCAUACAAGCCUUAAGAAUUCUCCCAGCAGAUAUAAUAAGUGUACAUACAAGUAAACGGAUGUGCUUUGGGUCAAAUAUGAUUGUGAUUAUGGGACCAUUCCCAGGAUGUGCAGGGUUUCAUCAUUGUGUGUUGAUGUACUCUUAUUUCUUGCUAGAGGGUGUAUGUGUUUAGCAGUUGGACUAAUUUAAAUCCACUGACAUGUCCAGUAAACUCCAAUAAUGCUAGUAUGCUAUGCUGUAUCAUUUUUGCUAAUUCUAUGUAACAUGUUUAAUGGCUAAUAUUGAAUAAAACUGUGACAAUAAUAAUUAA